Molecule: messenger RNA, 4938 nt
Organism: Epinephelus moara (kelp grouper)
Lineage: Eukaryota; Metazoa; Chordata; Actinopteri; Perciformes; Serranidae
Gene: dync1li2
Product: dynein, cytoplasmic 1, light intermediate chain 2
Exons: 13
Coding region: 60-1538 (492 amino acids)
Biological process (GO): microtubule-based movement; microtubule cytoskeleton organization
Cellular component (GO): centrosome; cytoplasmic dynein complex
Molecular function (GO): dynein heavy chain binding
Source: RefSeq, a predicted model, not a curated record
GGCGGUGCUAGUGGUGCCCAAGCAGCAGGGCCUUGCCUUUGUGGUUGUAGAAAGAGAAGAUGGCUCCCGUUCUGGAGAAACAGCUCCCGGGCGCAGCCGGGGCAGGCGACAAUAACAACGAAGAGGAAGAAGGACAAAACCUUUGGACCUCAAUACUGAGUGAAGUUUCGACUAGAUCGAGUUCAAAGUUGCCAUCAGGAAAAAACAUCCUGAUAUUUGGUGAGGAUGGAUCAGGAAAAACAUCACUUAUGGCCAAACUUCAAGGAGUUGAACACAACAAGAGAGGGAGAGGACUGGAGUAUCUGUACUUAAACGUCAACGAUGAAGACAGAGAUGACCUCACUCGCUGUAAUGUGUGGAUCCUGGAUGGAGACCUAUACCACAAAGGCCUACUUAAGUUUGCCAUUUCAGCUCAGUCACUACCCGACUGUCUAGCUAUGUUCGUUGCGGAUAUGUCACGGCCCUGGACCAUUAUGGAGUCACUGCAGAAGUGGGCCAGUGUUCUACGUGACCAUGUGGACAAGCUCAAGAUCCCUCCAGAGGACAUGAGAGAAAUGGAGCAGAAGAUGGUGAAAGCGUUCCAAGAGUACACAGAACCGGAGGAUGCCAACUCAUCCUCCCCACAGAGACGGGCCCCGACAGCAGGGGAAGACGAGGCCGUUGUGCUACCACUUGGGGACAACACACUCACACACAACCUGGGCAUUCCAGUGCUAAUAGUUUGCACAAAGUGUGACGCGGUCAGCGUACUAGAGAAGGAGCACGACUACAGAGAGGAGCACUUUGAUUUCAUCCAGUCGCACAUGAGGCAGUUUUGCUUACAGUAUGGAGCUGGCCUGAUCUAUACUUCAGUCAAAGAGGAGAAGAACCUGGAUCUGCUUUACAAAUAUAUAUUGCAUAAGAUGUAUGACUUCCAGUUCACCACACCUGCCUUAGUGGUGGAGAAGGAUGCAGUGUUCAUUCCAUCUGGAUGGGAUAAUGAGAAGAAAAUUGCGAUUUUGCAUGAAAACCUAACAACAGUCAGAGCCGAGGAUCCAUUUGAAGAUUUUAUCACAAAGCCUCCAGUACGAAAGCUGGUUCAUGACAAAGAGAUAAAUGCAGAGGAUGAGCAGGUAUUCCUGAUGAAGCAACAGUCUUUGUUAGCAAAGCAGCCAGCCACAUCAACAAGAGGAGCAACAGAGUCUCCAGGACGGACAGCCUCAGGGUCACCCAGGCCUGCGGGUCGCGCCGGCCAACCAAAUGUGACCAGCAGCUCACCAAUGGCUGCUGUCAAAAAGCCUGACCCCAACAUGAAAGCAGGGGCUGCCAAUGAGGGAGUGCUGGCUAACUUCUUCAACAGUCUGUUGAGUAAAAAGACUGGAGCCCCAGGGAGCCCAGGAAGUGGAGCAGUUGGAGCUGGAGUUCAAGGGUCCGCCAAGAAAACAGGGCAGAAGCCGGGUUUGACUGACGUCCAGGCGGAGUUGGACAGGAUGACUCGCAAACAAGACUCCAUGGUUUCAGCUAACAACAUACCACCGCCGACUGAGAACGAAGCGUGAAGGCAACGAAAACAGCUGCAUCGUCCACUGCGUUAAUACUCUGGAAAUAUACAUGUACAUGUGAGCAUAAAAAAAAAUUGACCAAAUUCCCAAUGUCUAUAUCAGUCAGCACACACAGUGGUUUCACCAAAAUGAGUUUCAGAUGCUAUCACAUAUUUUGGUGUUGUGGUGAGAUGGGAAGAGAGAGAUAACAGAGAUGGAGGUGUUGAUAAGAUAAGUGCUGAAGGCUUGGCUUUAUUUCUGUCCUCUCUUCCACUGCAAAUGCUAUUUUGUGAGGGAUGUCAGUUUAUGGAAAUGUGUGCACACUCCCUGGCAGCCAGCCUGAUGUGCUGCGCUGCAGGCCCCCCAGUUUCUGGGGUAAAACACCGUCUCCUCAUGGGUUUAAAGAGUGGAAAUAUACUGGUCGUGUCCUCUGGUUCAUCUUAUCUCAUGGAAGGAAUUUGGUCGGAAUUGGAAAGGUAUUUAAACUUUAAAUAUAUUCAUUGAGAAAAGUAAUUAAAAUACUUGCAAACAUACAGUAUGUAGUAUGUAAAAAAAUGUUGGAUACGAUACUGAUGUAUUUAUACAAAGCUUCGCCUUUUUAUUUUAUUUUGUGCACCAUCUUUCGGUUUGUGGAAAACAUUCAUCUGUAUCGCAUAACAUGUUAAAAUGCCACUGACGUCAUGACACUACUACGACAAGUCCAGAUAGCUGAUAGCAUAUCAUACCAUUUGCCCUAUUCAUCUCGAAGGAUUCUGUAAAUAUAAAUACAAGGAAAUCUAUUCAGGUUAACUUUGAUUUUGUAUAAAAUGCAAUUCUGUCCAAAAUCUGAAAAUAGCUUCUUUGACGUAAUGAGACCGGUUGGGAUUUGACGGGCGUAGAGGUUGCAACGGAAUCGCUUCUUUAGCUACAGGUGUGUAUAUUUGGGGAUGGGUUUGGGCAGCAUCUUUCCUACUAUAACUCCUAAGUGCCUCGCACAGUUAGCUGUUUGUGUCAUAGUAGAGGUGCUUGUCUACGUAAGAGGAAAUGCACUGUAGCACCAUCGGUUUAAAGUUGGUUUUUUUUUGGUCCAUUUCUUGUCAUCCAAAUAAUUUAUUUCGUUUUACAUUUUUGUUAAUGUACAACAAGCCUGUGGUCUGUAUUUUUUUUUUUUUUUUUUCAGAAAUAAGAUUUCUGUGGCCUAGUUAAUAGUGUUCAAUAGAGCAAUAGAUUGAAUGCCUUUAUACAAACCUUUAAAGGCUGCUGAUAUUAAGAAGAAAACCACAUGACGGAACUUUUGGGUCCCGCAGACGAACACUCACUGUGGCUGAAACCACUCGCUUUGCAGCCAAAAGACACAACGAUUUGCUGUGGUUUGAACAAAAUGAGAUAUUAUAUCCGUCAGUGUUUGACAGCACUGUCCUCCUUUUUUGGUUUCACAUGUUUUAUUCACACUGUACUUUGCAUGUCAGUUAAAACAUUCCCAGUUUCUACAUGAAGUAGCUGUAGAAACACACCCCUGUAGUGAAACCUGUUUGUCCAGUCAAGGCUUUUUUUGUUUUGUUUGUUAGAUCUCCUUCAGUGCCCAUUUAAAAAACCACAACCUUUGCCUUCAAUGUACAGCUAACAGUUUGUCACACUGGGCACCCUGCCUUCACAGGAAUGCUCCUAACUCAUAUGUGUGUCCUUAAGGGGUUGCUUAAUUGUGUUGUCAUUUCUCUUUUUUUAUUUUUUAUUUUUUAAUUGAAACCAUUAUACUGUACCAUAUCAAAUAAUCUGUAACAAUAUUUAUGGUUUCAUGACACCGUAAACUAAUCAAAAAUGAAUUAAGUGUACAUUAUCAUUGAACCUGUAUGCAAGGCCCUACUUAAUCUUAUGGAUAGUGUACGUCAGUAGCUUUCACAGAAUUAAUGGCACGUGUGAAGAGAGCAGCUAUUUGCUAUUCAGAUAAUAGCAAAAAAGGAAAAUGAGUGAAUUGGGACAUGUAACCAAAGAUACAUAUUAGUCACUAUUUUCUGCUUUUAUAGUUGAUAAUCAUCCAUAAGAUUAACCAGUGGCCGUUUUUGUCCCACUCUUGCAUGGAGCCCUUGCAUUCCAAACUUCAGACCUGCCUAUGAACUCUUGUUUUAAAUAACACCCUGUAAAAACAGUAGAAAUGCCUUAUUCUACUCAUCCAUAUCAGUCAAACUGUGCACAGUAGAUUAUGGUUCAUUCUUGAAACUGGUCUAAACAAUGCAAUUAGGGCUUAACUUUAAAUUUACUCUGUAAGGGAAUAACCACAAAACCAGGUUCUGCUUUACGCAUGAUUUGUCAUCAGAAUGAUCCCACACAACUGUUCUAUUACGUUAGAUCAAAAUGAAGCUCUUAUUGUUUUUAUUUUUCCUUUUACUUUUGCUUUUCUUGUGACUGGGUGGAAUGUGCACCGGAGGGUCUGUCGCUGAAGUGGAUGAAGCACAAUUUUAAGAACAGCCAGGAGCAUUACCGCCACAUGUUGAAAUAAGCACUUUUCCUUGGACACUUGUAUCAAUUCCCUGUCGCUACAGUUAAAGAAGCAGAAUGCUUAUUUUUCUUUUUGCCUUGCCUUUUUUUUUUUAGAGCAUUUAGUAAUGAACCUAGAAGUUAAUCUACAGCGUAAAUCUGCAUUAUUUAUCUGCAUUUGCUGCUUAAGUUAUGGAAGGUGCCCCUGGUGGUUAACUAUGGAAUGACUGCUUCCUGCUGGUGAUAGUGUAAAUUUAAUCAAGCAUUUAGGAAACAUUGUCAUUACGACUUUAUUUGGAUAUUUUUUGGGGACAUUUUGAAGUAGAUAAACCAAAUAAAUGUCCAUUGAUUUUCAGGUUUGACCUUUUAUGCCCAUGAAACGUCCCUUUGUUUAUGUUUACAUCCAAAUUAGGCAUGUUGUGUUUGUGUUUUAGACACAGAAUUUUGAAAUGCCACCCUGACCUGACUGACCACACUGAUAUCUCCUCAUAAAACAUGGCCCCACAUGUUAAAUUUGGCAUUUAGCUGAGUGGAAUGAAGUGCUCUCAUGCUGCUUGGUUUCAAAGUUGCACUCGCUCUUUGUAAAAGGUUGGAUGUUGCUCCCAAGAUUGAAUAAUGAACAGUUGUUGUAACUUUUAUACUCAGAUGUCAGUUGAAAGCAACUGCCUCCUCACAUCCUCUUAACUGAAUUGCCUUCGACCACUAUUGACAGUCUACAUCUAUGUGAGACUAUGAGCUUCUGCUUCCAGUCCUUUUGUAUUCAGGAUAUCAAGACAUUGUAAGCACAUGGCUGGCUGCAUUUUUAUUUUGUGUCCUGAAUUAAUUCAGAAGUUUGAUUGUAUAACUUUAACACAACUCUGUAGCCUUUAAGCUGCCAUGUGGAUUCUCGCUUCUUACGCCGACAAAGAUAAGGAAAAUGUUUAUCAGACCCCUGGCUUCAAUAAAACCAAGAAUCCAAACUGUG